Molecule: messenger RNA, 1397 nt
Organism: Vespula pensylvanica (western yellowjacket)
Lineage: Eukaryota; Metazoa; Arthropoda; Insecta; Hymenoptera; Vespidae
Gene: Chd64
Product: myophilin
Exons: 4
Coding region: 309-875 (188 amino acids)
Molecular function (GO): protein binding
Source: RefSeq, a predicted model, not a curated record
GUCGCUUCAGUCGUGCCGCGACCGUCGAAUCGUGAACCUCGUUUUUUACGCUCGCUUAUUCUUCCUCGUGUCUUCGAAGAGAAAGAGUGAGAAAGAAAGAAAGAAAGAAAGAAAGAAAGAAAGAUAGAAAAAGACAGUCGAUCUCUUCAUCUUCUUUUACGGGAAUCGAUUUCGAUUCGUAGCAAAAAGCAAAAGAAAAAGAAGAACCGAAAGAGAAAUAAAAACUAAAACAAGAAAGAAAAAUCUUUGCAACGUCUCUCGUUCUUGUUGGUCCUCCUCGUCGGUGAACGACCUCGACUCGAAGGAUCAUGGCCAGUCACAGGGCUACCAAAUCCGGUUUUGCAGCGGAAGCGCAGAGAAAGAUCAAUAGCAAAUACAGUGAAGAACUAGCUCAAGAAUGUUUGGAGUGGAUUAAAACGAUCACUGGUGAGGACAUAAAUAUCAAUGGCGAUAUGGAUAGUUUCUAUGAGGUUCUGAAAGAUGGUGUACUUCUCUGCAGGUUGGUAAAUGAUAUUAAGGAAGGAUCCGUAAAGAAGAUCAAUAAAACGACUUUGGCUUUCAAGUGUAUGGAAAAUAUAAAUGCAUUUCUUGAAGCUGCACGAGCAUUAGGUGUCCCACCUCAGGAAACCUUCCAAACUGUUGAUCUUUGGGAACGACAAAAUUUGAACUCUGUUGUCAUUUGCUUACAAUCUCUUGGAAGAAAGGCGGGUAACUAUGGCAAGCCAAGUAUCGGACCAAAAGAAGCGGACAAAAAUGUCCGUAAUUUCACCGAGGAACAACUUAGAGCUGGUCAAGGUGUUAUAAGUCUACAAUAUGGUAGCAAUAAGGGUGCCAAUCAAAGUGGCAUUAAUUUUGGAAACACCAGACAUAUGUAAACCGUAGAUUAACAUGGAACAAAUUCUUCCAUGAGAACGCAGUAUAAUUUUAUUUUAUUUUAUUUUACUUCCAUAAGUACUCAAGCUAUAGGCGUACUCUAUCGCAUAACUUUCUUCUUCAGCGGGCCAAAUUUGAUCUAUGCGUAAGAUAUAUAUAUAUAUAUAUAUAUAUUUAAAAUAUAUACAUAUAUAUAUUAUGCAUAUAAUAGGAAUAAGCAAAGAGAAAAAAUAAAUAAACAUACUGUAAAAGUCCAUUUACGCGUGCGUUGAAUAUCGAAAUGAGUAUCGGUAUGUUGUAAAUUUUAAUCUACCUGUCCUGGUAAUAAUACAAUAAAAACAGAUAAAAAACCGAACGUUUUAAACGAUUAACUAUUACUGUGCAAGUAUAUAGCUCUCUGGACUAAACAAGUAGAAUGUAUACUUGUUAAAUCAAGAACAAAGACAUAUGCUACGUGUGGAUUUUUAUAUUGGACAGUGUAGAAAAAUAAUUGUUAUGUAUUACAAGUAUAUUAUAAUACAGAA